AAACACUCGCCAUGUUUAUGUUCUGUCUCAUCCGGUGUAUCGACUGUUUCGUUUGUAGCAGUUGUGUUCACUUCAACAGGCUAGGAUAGUAAGCCGUUUCAACGUAAACAUCAUAACAUGAAUAAGCUAAAUAUUUAUUUGAUUUUUGCUUUAUUUUUGGUGGAACACAUUAGUAAUGCAGUUUAUGGUGAAGUUAUAUCAUUAAACGACAACAAUAUUGGUAGUGUUUUAGGUGGCAGUGACAUUGCUAUAGUAAAUUUUUAUGCAGAUUGGUGUAGAUUCAGCCAAAUACUGGCCCCUACUUUUGAAGAGGCUGGUAAAAAAGUUAAAGAAGAGCUUCCUGUUCCUGGUAAAGUAGUUUUUGCAAAGGUGGACUGUGAUAGAGAAACUGGCAUCGCUGGACGUUACAGAAUCAAUAAAUACCCUACACUCAAGUUAUUUCGUGGGGGAAAUAUUGUCAAGAAAGAAUACAGGGGCCAGAGAUCUGUAGAGGCGUUGGUCCAAUUUGCCCAUGAGCAGGCCAAAGACCCUGUCCAUGAAGUCACUAGUUUGGAUGCUCUAAAUGAAAUAGAUGGCAAAAAACCUCACAUAAUUGGCUACUUUGAGAGCAAAACAUCAGAUAAUUACAGGCUCUUUGCUCGUGCUGCUAAUAUCAUGCGAGAUGAUUGUGAGUUUCUUGCUGCAGUUGGACUUGUGUCUGAAAACGAGAGAUCUGGAGGUGAUCGAAUUGACUAUAGGCCGCCAAAUACAAAACAGCAGGAUGAAACAUACACUGGGGCCUUGAACUUGGACUCCCUCACUCAGUGGGCAACCAAUAAAUGUACUCCAAUUGUACGGGAGAUCACUUUUGAGAAUGCUGAGGAACUAACUGAGGAAGGUUUGCCAUUUGUGAUUUUGUUCCAUCAUCCAGACGAUACAGAAUCAGUAGAUACUUUCAACAGAGUUGUACAAGAGCAACUUCUACAUGAGAAAGUUAAUGUCAACUUUCUUGUGGCUGACGGCCUUAAGUUUGCUCAUCCACUUCAUCACCUGGGAAAGUCAACUGAUGAUCUGCCCAUAUUGGCUAUCGAUAGCUUUAGGCACAUGUAUCUAUUUCCUCAUGAUGUCAAGAAAGAUUUAGCCACUCCAGGCCUUGUAAAACAGUUUAUAGAAGACCUCCACUCUGGCAAACUACACAGAGAGUUUCACCAUGGUCCUGAUCCAACUACUGCAUCACCAGUCCCUGAGAUUAAUGAUGAAUCAGAUGCUCAAAAGAACAUUCCAAGAGACACAAGUGAUCAGCCUCAACAGCCAAUUCAGUCUAAAAACACAUCACCUCCAGAAUCCACGUUUAAAAAGUUGGCGCCAUCUAGAAACAGAUACACUAUUCUACGAGAUGAACUCUAAGCAAAAACUUUUUUUAGUUGUUUUUUUUUUUAAAAUAAU
Biomphalaria glabrata is the source of this 1425-nucleotide messenger RNA. RefSeq names its product endoplasmic reticulum resident protein 44-like. The transcript has 13 exons. The coding region runs from base 118 to 1386 and encodes 422 amino acids. NCBI's taxonomy places the organism in Eukaryota, Metazoa, Mollusca, Gastropoda, Planorbidae. The record is from RefSeq and is a predicted model, not a curated record.